Messenger RNA from Symbiodinium necroappetens, 2952 nucleotides. Lineage: Eukaryota; Dinophyceae; Suessiales; Symbiodiniaceae. The record is from the annotation of a GenBank genome assembly.
AUGGCGCUCCGUGCGCUCAGCACCCUUCUGCUGGUGGGGAUGCCCCUGGCGAAAGGCUUGACCUUCUCGCACAGCCAGGGCGGUGACACCGCCACGUGGGAGCUCCACAUGCAUGACGGUGAACUACAUGUUAAGGCAGAUUGCCCGGCCAACAGGUGGUGCAGCCUUGGCUUCAACAAAGACAAGCCCAAGAUGGAUGGCACAGAUGUCUUCACUUUCGGCCACCAUCCUGGCGUAGAUCUCUCGGACUGCCACCAGACCUGUGGCUGUGGCAGCACAGCCUGUGGCUGCGGCUCUAGCUGCGGCACAUCUUGUGGUUGUGGCUGUGGCUGCGGCGCAUCCUCUGCCACCUGUGGUCGCAAGCUCCGGAGCCGUAAUACGGCCUCCCCAACUCCGUCCCCGUUCCUUCCCUAUGAGCGCGAGCUGAAGGUCUGGCUGCCGGCUCCCCCCACCCUGCGUGCAGUCGGCGCGCCCCAGAGCCCGAAGGCCCUGGGCGGUGUGGUAGGCAUUGCCUUGAACUCCGUGCUCUUCGUCCACGAGCACCCCGGCGAGGGCAUGACUUGGGUUAUCGACAACUGCGGUGGUCACGGCGACACUUUCGGGCACUACCACUACCAUGCUCCUCCCAUUUGUCUCCUUCGUUCUCUAGGCGUCCCGGUCCCCAAACAGGGUGCAUGGUGGAAAUCGGGCGGAGCGGAGCACUGGGCAUCUCAUGGCCCGGAAGUGCAGAUCGGCUGGGCCCUGGAUGGCGCGCCCAUCAUGGCACCUUUCAAGGCCGGGGUGCAGGUGAAGAAGGAGAUGCUGGACGAAUGUCACGGUGCCGUCGACCCUGUCACCGGAGAGUAUAAGUACUACACGGUCUUGGCCCCUCCUUUCAUGCCACCUUGCCUUCGUGGUGAAGUUCUGGGCGAGGUCCAGGGCUACCGGAGCUCCAAGAAAGGAGUGCCCUGCGAAGAGUCCCAGCGCCUGAUGGAAGAGCCUCUGGCCUCGCAGCUCGAGCCGUCGGGCGGACGCUGGCUUAGUGGCAUCGGAUGCCCCAGGCAUGCGAUCUUCGAGGAUGUGAAGACCGGGAGCCCCAAGGGAUGGAAGGCAAGUAUGGCACCUGCCCCAGCGGUGGCGCCUGUGGUGCCUGCGGCGCCUGCGGUGCCUGCGGUGCGUGCGGCGGCACGUUCCCAUGCUAUUGCGGUGCUGCCUGCGGAGCUUGCGGAGCAUGCGGCGCCACAGCUUGCGGAGCUUGUGGAGCAUGCGGUGCCACCGCUUGUGGUGCUUGCGGAGCUUGCGGAGCCACAGCAUGCGGAGCUUGUGGAGCAUGCGGUGCCACCGCUUGUGGAGCGUGUGGAGCCACUGCAUGCGGUGCUUGCGGAGCUUGCGGUGCCACAGCUUGUGGCGCUUGCGGAGCUUGCGGAGCCACAGCCUGCGGUGCUUGCGGUGCCACAGCCUGCGGUGCUUGCGGAGCGUGCGGAGCCACAGCCUGCGGUGCCUGUGGAGCGUGCGGCGCUACUGCAUGUGGCGCUUGCGGAGCUUGCGGAGCCACAGCCUGCGGUGCUUGUGGAGCAUGCGGCGCCACAGCUUGUGGCGCUUGUGGAGCAUGCGGUGCCACCGCUUGCGGAGCGUGCGGAGCCACAGCCUGCGGUGCCUGUGGAGCGUGCGGCGCUACUGCAUGCGGCGCUUGCGGAGCUUGCGGAGCCACAGCCUGCGGUGCUUGCGGGGCCACAGCCUGCGGUGCUUGCGGAGCGACCGCUUGCGGAGCUUGUGGAGCAUGCGGCACUGCUUGCGGUGAUGUUCUGCGCCAUGAAUCUCACGGUGAUGAACGGUGCCACGCCUGUGAGCAUUUCCCAAUGUAACCUGCCUGGCUAUUCGAUCGUCAUCGAUUCAAAGCAGGAUCUGACGGAGGUGUCUUACGACAUCUCGGGAGGUCGCAUGAAGGCUGAUUUCCAUCGCAAGCUGAACACAGGCGAUUGCACUGACUUGGUUCUGACCGCAGACACUCCGCUCUACAUCAUCAUGGCCAUGGGUGCCAAGGACAACCUGAACGUGGUGGCGCAUGGCUUCUCAGAGACACACAACGUUGUCUGCAUGGGCACGAUGAUGGAGACGAUCGAGUGCAAGCCCCCGAGCGAAUGGGCGGAUCAGCCACCCACUCUGCCCGAAAGCGCAACUUCCUCCGCGGCCUCCAUUGGCUUGGGAUUGGCGGGUGCAAAAGCAUGUGUCAACCUGGCGGUGAAAGCAGGCGGCGAGAGGAUGCGCCGUAAGCUCGGGGAGCUGUUGGCCGUGCCGGAGCCUGCUGUGGGAGGUCACGGCCUGGAGAUCCUGUGGUGUGGGCCCAGGCGUUGCCGCUUCGCCUCAUUCCUGGAAGCACCUCUCAUUAAGGGGUCCUUCUAUGCCGGCAAUGCGUGUGCUCAAGACCCGAGCCACUGCGUCAUGUUGCGAGGCGGCUUCCAGUCCCUGGGCCACGACUUCUGCAAGGACUCGGGGCAGCCGGACUGGUGCAAGAAGGAGAGCCCCUCGGAGCCGCAGUGCCUCUGCCCUGGGAGGACGAAGCUCUACUUGGCCUCUUGGCAGCGGGAGGAGAAGAAUCCGCAGGAGGCCGAGAAGUUCGACCAGUCCGGGAGUGGCUGUAGCGCCUCAAAGGAAGCUGCGGGCAUUUCCCGCGCCAAGAUGCGAGAGCAUGCCCCCUUGCCACCAUGCACUUGGUAUGCGACAGAACCCGGCUACUUGCAACUGGGGAGCGUGUUUGAGUACCGCGACAGAAACUCCAACCGCGAUGGAGUCGUCUCCAACGCGCUGGAGGACGAUUGCGACGGGAGGAUCUUGCAGCCUUACCUAGAAGCAGUCAACGGCUUAAACGGUGGGAAAGGCUUUGUGAUUCAUUCAGCUGGCUUGGAGAUUGCUCAAUCAACGCCUUAUGAGAAAUACGAUUACCAACUGGCCUAUACACGAUACGGCUUUUGA